Molecule: messenger RNA, 912 nt
Organism: Effrenium voratum
Lineage: Eukaryota; Dinophyceae; Suessiales; Symbiodiniaceae
Source: the annotation of a GenBank genome assembly
GUCGUGGUUGACCAUGGCCUAUGCGUCUUCGUCGGCCCUUGGCGCAGCUGCUUAAGCGGGCUCUGCCAAAGGUGUGGAGCCGCUCAUUGAUGGCCAAGGAGCCAUUUCCCGAGUUUGAGCCACUGGUUGAUUGGGUGGAUCACCGCCACUUUGAGGAGCUGGAUUCCACCCAGAGCUACGUGGAGAGGGAGCACGAGUCCUUCAAGCAGGAGAAGCUGACCGUUGUCAGCGCCGACUACCAGAGCGCUGGAAGGGGAACGGGCGAGCGUGCCUGGCAUGCUACCAAGGCACAGAGCGUGAUCAUGACCUUCUUCUUUCGAUUUCCAGAGCACUGCGAGAGCGACUUCGUGAAUUCCAGUGCGCCAAACGUCACCAAAGUGUUGGCAGUGGCGGCAGUGGACACCCUGGAGUGGGCCACAGAGGGCCAAAGGUUUGGCAUCAAGUGGCCCAAUGACGUGGUUUGCUCAGGCUGCAAGGUGGGGGGGAUCCUGGCGCGGGCGGUGCCCUUCAACGGGCGGCUGGAGGGCAUCAUCGUAGGCAUCGGCAUCAACGUCAACACCACGCAGGAGGAGCUGGAUAGGAUCGCGCGGCCGGUGUGGCCGGCGGCCUCGGUGCUGUCGCUGACGAAGAGGCACUGUGAGGUGCCGGAGGUGCGGCGGCGCCUGGUGGGCUGCUUCGCGCUGCACUUGCAGAGGUUCUUCGCGGGUGGCUUUGCGGUGUUUCGGGACCGCGUCAACAGCCUGGAUGCUCUCCUGGGCACCAAGGUUUGGUUCCGGGCCCACGAGUCCGAUGAGUUCGAAUGUGUCUAUGAGGGCAUUCAGGAGGACGGGCUGAUCUUGCUGCGCAGGGACGGAGAAGUGACCGCGUUUCCUUCCGGGGAAAUCAUACCCCCACCAGCUGGAGCCAAGUGAG